AUGGCAAAACGGACAGCUAUGGGUAUGGAAUCUGUUGUGAUAUUCUUGGAAUGUGAGGAAUGUCGAUUUUUUCAGGGCUGGGUCAUCUUCCUGAUCAUCCUGAUCGUUCUUCUGUGUCUUGCCGGUGCAGCUGCUGCCUUCUGGUUCUUCUAUUACAAAAGAAAGAUGGGCGGUCGUGAUGAAAAGAAGGAGAUCGAGUCGACUGUCAACACUGCCAAUACUGAACAUGAUAUCUCGGUGGAGACUUGUUGA
Molecule: messenger RNA, 252 nt
Organism: Caenorhabditis remanei
Lineage: Eukaryota; Metazoa; Nematoda; Chromadorea; Rhabditida; Rhabditidae
Exons: 2
Coding region: 1-252 (83 amino acids)
Source: RefSeq, a predicted model, not a curated record